Fusarium mangiferae is the source of this 615-nucleotide messenger RNA. RefSeq lists its product as uncharacterized. NCBI's taxonomy places the organism in Eukaryota, Fungi, Ascomycota, Sordariomycetes, Hypocreales, Nectriaceae. The transcript is spliced from 2 exons. The coding region runs from base 1 to 615 and encodes 204 amino acids. The record is from RefSeq and is a predicted model, not a curated record.
AUGAAUGCAGGUCAGGCUGCAGUUCGACCCUCACUAGGAUUCUCAGCACUCUCGUCAUGGAUCGUGUCAGACAAGGAUCAAGAACUGCUGGUUUUCCGAAGAUUCGGAGAAAUCAGUGCUCGAAAUCUCCUUUAUCUACAAUGCGAAUUGUUAAGCAUGGAAAGCAAGUUGAAAGCCUGGGAUAAGCAGGUUGAAGGUAGCAACGAUACCGCGUUGGAACAGGUUGCAGAAACAUGGGAAAUGAUGAUUGAACAGGCCGAGGCCGGGAAAACAGAAGCAAGGGACAUGUUGGAGCUUGUGAAACAGCUGCGCAUCAAAAUUGAAGAAUAUCAUGAAGCGCUAGAUCUACAGAGCAGGAUUUCUCUGCUCAACAGCCCUGACCAACGCGCCCUUAUAGUGGCUCGAAACGAACUCCAUGGAGGGCCUCUGCGAAGAGAUGGUCAAAAACCGAAUCCCAUAUUAGGAGGGAGAGGAAAGGAUUACCUGGACGAGGCAGAGGAUCUGAUCUCCCUUAAAGCUUCAGCAGCGGUCGACCCAUUAUCAAAAUUGCUACGGGCUUACUGGCCAGGUCGAGGGCGUUUUAUUAUCCUCAUGAGUACUGUCGUAGUUGACUGA